AUGCUCGAGCUCGAGCUGCUUGAGUCUGGUAUUAAGCUGACGAGAUCCUGGAACCGGAGAGAGCUUUCGCAGGGAACCCCCGAAAACCAGAGCCCAGAAGCUACAGAAAUGGGAUUCUCUAAUUCGCAACCACAAGGACGAUCUCGCAACGAUUUUGACAUUCGAGAACGGCAAGCCGCUGAAAGAAUCAGAGAGGCAGAGAGAAUUGGUGGAACUGUCCACACCCCUUCAGCACCCAACCGACGUGUGUUGACAAUCAAGCAGCCCAUCGGAGUAUGCGUUGCGCUUGUGCCAUGGAACUUUCCUGUUGCCAUGGCGGUCAGGAAGGCUGCUGCGGCGCUGGCGGCAGGAUGCAACACAAUCGUGAAGCCAUCACCGGAGACGCCCUUAUCGAUUCUGACACUUGUGUAUCUGGCAGAGUUGGCUGGCUUUGAACGAGGAGUCUUGAAUGUGUUGACAACCAGCCUCGUCAACACACCCAAGCUCAGUGAGGCCCUUCGUCGACAUCCGCUGGUGAGAAAAGUCACCUUCACUGGGUCGGCGCGAAUUGGGACAGUCGUGUCCGAGAUUUGCUCGGAUGGCAUCACGAAGUUGACCCUUGAGUUGGGCGGGGACUGUCCUUUCCUUCAUCAUUUCUGGCUCUUUAGGCUGACGGCAACAGCCCUUUGCCAUCUCAAAUUCAGGCACGCGGGUCAAUCCUGCGUAUGUGUUAAUCGAUGUUACGUUCAAGCUGAAGUAUAUGACAAAGUCAUCGCCCUCCUGGUUGACUGGGUUAGAAUGCUGGUUGCAGGUCACGGCACAGCACCUGAAACGACAAUGGGACCCUUGAACACGGAGCAGGGUGUUCUCAAUCUUGAAGCACAUGUCAAAGACGCUGUGAACAAAAGAAAUGGUGUGGUAGCAUCUGGCGGCCAUCGUCUGCCUGGUGCAAGGGGAUACUUUUUUGAACCUACAAUCACCCUCAACGCCGGCGCUGAUAUGCUGGUAGCACGUGAGGAUACUUCCGGACCAAUUCUGGCUGUUUGCAAAUUCGAAACUGAAGAGCAGGUCGUGAGAGAAGCUAAUAACACCGAUAGCUCUGAUGAGCUCCCUCGAAGCUUCCUACUCUCCCUUGAACAGCAAAUUGUUCAAGCAGAGGCUGACUUAGCCAUCAAGGGACGGCUUGACACUGUCAAUGCGCCUCGAUCCCAGUUGGAAUGGUCUUCAGUUGCUCACGAUGAGUGCGGACAGUAUGAGCCAUCGGGGUCGAAUAGACGGCCAAGCGACGACCUUGCGAAUGCUGCUCGCCCAGCAAACAGAGCGUCGACGGUGGUGAACAACGAUGAGCUCUCGCGUGUGAAAAUCCUAUCAAGCCCUGUCAUGCAAUCACUUGUUUCAGCCUCCAUGCCUAGUGGCUCAGGAGCAACCGAAUUGUUAAUGCGAGUCCGUCUGGGCAUGACACCCUCACUGUCUCAGACCGGUCAAAGAGGGACAAAUCCCGUCGCCUCACACAGGAAUGACGGCAAUAAGGUCGAUGCAAGCGUUCUUGCUCGUGUGCCCCCGGAAAUCGUACGUGCGCUCGUCCGCAAGUACUUCUCAGUCUUCCAACCACACUAUCCACUUAUCGAUGCCGAUGCACUUCGUCGGCACGUCGAAGUUGUUGGUUCAAGUCUUGGGUGGCCAUUGCAGCAGCAUGAGAGCCAUGACAGCGAAAUUUAUCGCCUUGUGGUGCCCUCACAUCACUUUCUCAUCGCUUAUCUGGUGCUUGCCAUUGCGCUCACAGUCGAUACCAUCGAUGCUGUGCACGAAACUCGUUGCAUGUCCCUCUCGACGUCAUUGUUCACCGAAGGCGUUGCUCACUUGAACAGCCUGAGCACCUGCCCUUCGGACAUCACUUGGGUCCAAGCCAUCCUCCUUGCUACCCUGUAUGCAACCAUUGUGCCGCGAUCUGCCAAUGUAUGGGUGCUUUCUGGCGUCGCCAUGCGCACCUGCGUAGAACUUGGCCUCCACCGGGAGCUUCCCACAGGUAUUAUGGCAUCGCAUGGUCCUGACGAUAAGGAGACGCGUCGUUUGGUGUUCUGGACGGCUUAUUGCAUUGAUCGCAGCAUUUGCUCCUCGCUACAGAGACCAUUGACCACGCUGGACGCGACCAUUGAUACGCAAUUACCUAAAGAUAGCGCUUCAGAGGCCUUCCUCGGCUCAAUUGAAUACCACCAGUUGUUGUCCGAGAUGACGCAAAUUCACUUCCAGGCCGAACCUUUGCCUCAGCAAUUCGACUGGGACGGCUGGCUGACCGAUAUGGAGCGCAGAUUGAGGCAAUGGCACUUACAGCGCCGCAGCGACACUAAAUCGAUCGAGUCGCCCGACUUCGCACUCUCUCGAGGACUCAUGAUUUUGCACCGGCCCUCGCCGCGGGUGCCACGACCGUCAGAAGCAAGUCUGCUGAUGUCGUUUGAGGCUGCAUGCACUGCAGCUUGUGCGUAUCGCGAACAAAUUGCCUCUGGCUCAUUACGGCGAUUAUGGAUAUCAGCACAUUACACGCUUGAAGCGGCCAUGGUGGUGCUGUUCUGUCUACGGCACGGCUGUAACUCUAUACGGACGAAAUUUGCACCACACAAAAUCCUGGACAUGACCAAGCUGCUUACGGUCAAUUUUGUCAUGAUUGCGGACCAAGGCUGGCCAGAAGCGUCUGCAUACGCAGGCAUCUACGAGCGCCUCCUAGGCACCCUCCUCGAGCCUGUCUUGUCCCCGUCGGCGUUGUCAUGUUUUUCUCCGGCACAGGAUGCCGAACUACUUCGUCUACUGUACCCAAGUCCAGCGCGACUGGAGAAGCUGCGCCUAGGUCACAACAUCCAGCAAGCAGAGGGGGAUUGGCCCCUCGAUUCUGAUAUCUGGGACACAUCUUGGCAGCUUUUUGACUUUGAAUCUCUGGCCGAACCCACUUUUGACCAAGAGACUGAACUAUUUAAUACCUCGCAGUGGAUAUUGUCAGACAAUACUGGAGCGCUCGACUUGGAAUCUGCUUUUAUGACAUAUGAUCCUCAUGAAAACUUCUAG
Exophiala oligosperma is the source of this 3036-nucleotide messenger RNA. RefSeq lists its product as uncharacterized. Gene Ontology annotation, biological process: DNA-templated transcription. The transcript is spliced from 6 exons. The record is from RefSeq and is a predicted model, not a curated record. NCBI's taxonomy places the organism in Eukaryota, Fungi, Ascomycota, Eurotiomycetes, Chaetothyriales, Herpotrichiellaceae. Bases 1 to 3036 code for a protein of 1011 amino acids. Gene Ontology annotation, molecular function: succinate-semialdehyde dehydrogenase (NAD+) activity; DNA binding; zinc ion binding.